AGUAAGUCCAAUAUGUUCAGUCGAGGAUGUGCGUGUGCGAUGUAGUCAUUACACAGGCUGUGUCUUGAGGAACUCAUUGAUCAGUCACCAGGGACCUCACUGAGGCGUAAGAUGUGAAAGCCACAACACGAAAAGUCUGGUAGGCGUCGGUGUUUCGGAAUUUUACGCAGCGGCAGGGGCAUUUUUUUUACAUUGGGGACAAACCUUAAUGACUAAAUGUACCCAAGAAUGCAGUCUGCAGCGUUGGACACUUAUAUAACCUAUCCAACACACCUGGCAAAAUCUAUUUUUUGAUGACACUAUUUUCACAUAAAAUAUUUUGUGCCCCAGACUAGAGCAUACUUUGCAGGGGAAUGGCUGAGUCAUCGAACGGAUCUAACAUUACGCGUAACUUCACUAAUCAGUUUGUUCAGCCUCCAUGGCGAGUUGCGCUUUGGUCAGUAGCAUACAGUUCAGUGUUGGCAGUUGCUGUGUUUGGAAAUCUGAUUGUCAUUUGGAUCAUUUUGGCUCAUAAGCGAAUGCGAACGGUUACAAAUUAUUUCUUGCUUAACUUGGCAUUCUCUGAUGCUUCGAUGGCUGCCUUCAACACACUUAUUAAUUUUAUUUACGCCACUCACGGCGAAUGGUAUUUUGGAGAGGCAUAUUGCAAGUUCCACAACUUCUUCCCUGUCGCCGCUGUGUUCGCUAGCAUCUAUUCCAUGUCUGCUAUAGCUGUUGACAGGUAUAUGGCUAUCAUACAUCCUCUGAAGCCCCGUUUGUCAGCCACUGCUACUAAAGUUGUGAUAGUGUGCAUUUGGGCGUUGGCUGUUGUGUUGGCCUUCCCCCUCUGUUACUACUCUACCACCUGGAAGAUGCCCCAAAGAACAUUAUGUUAUGUGGCAUGGCCCAGACCCUCCGAUGAUCCUUUCAUGUAUCAUAUCAUUGUGGCUGUGUUGGUUUACAUGCUCCCCCUGGUGGUCAUGGGUAUCACCUACACCAUUGUGGGGAUAACACUGUGGGGUGCAGAGAUACCUGGAGACUCAUCCGAUAACUAUCAUGACCAGCUAUGUGCCAAAAGAAAGGUGGUGAAGAUGAUGAUUGUGGUGGUGGUGACUUUUGCAAUCUGUUGGCUGCCGUACCAUGUGUAUUUCAUCGUGACUGGCCUGAAUAAAUGGCUGAACCGCUGGAAGUCCAUUCAGCAGGUUUAUCUGUUUGUGCUUUGGCUGGCCAUGAGCUCCACCAUGUACAACCCCAUCAUCUACUGCUGCCUCAAUGGAAGGUUCCGGGCGGGGUUCAAGCAAGCACUCCGCUGGUGCCCGUUGGUGCAUGUGUCAAGUGCAGAUGAGCUGGAAUUGCGUGCUAUUCGCCUGCAGCCACGCAACCAAAGCAGCAUGUGCACGCUGUCCCGUGUCGACACCAGCCUCCAUGGCGAUGACCGGGGCCGCAACCGUGACAAGCCUGGCAAACCGCUUGGUCAAGCAGGCGUCGCCAACGGCAGUACUAAAGAGGGUGAGUCACCUGCUGUCUCUGAUCUGCAGGGUCCACAGGAGCACAUGACAGCAGGGCACCUCCGCUGACCAGACCCAAAUGCUCAUGGUCUUUCAUGGCUCUUCAUAAAGACUCUCCAGCAAAUGUCAACGAUUUAACCUUUUCCACAUGCUCAAUAGAUGUUUUUUAUGUGUUAAAAGACAUAUCACAAGCAAAAUGAACAGUAGCCUAUUUGUUGUUGACUGACUUGUGGAGUGGAGCUUUUCCAAUGAUUUUGGAGAAUAGCUUUCCUAAGAACACAUCUGCACAUUUAGCUUUGCAAGAUAAGAAAGUUAACGUGUAGCUAUCUUACAUAAAAAUAACAUGUUUUGCCAUUAGAUAACAUGGUCACACCUACUGAGUAGUACUACACAACAUUGCAGAAAGUGAUAGAAAGUGAAGACAGUAGGCCUAUAAUUCUGAUGCAUCAACUUGUAGGUGACCUUGGCUGAAUUAUUCCAAUAUUAGAAUAUUAUAUUUUGGAAAUCAAAGAGGGGGUAGAGAUGCGUACAAGCUGUUUAAAGCGUAUGAAGUGAUUUUCCAUUGAAGAACAAUAUUUGAAUGAAUAUUCAAGGUAUGAAUAUGUACCUUAGAGGAACUAAGAGCCUGAAUGUGUACAUGUUGUAAAAAAUGACUCAAUGUUUCCGUGCAUCAUUUUAUCUGAAUGUAUAAUGCUGCUUUUGAUGUAGGAAGACCAGUAUGUGUAUUGUGCCAAAUCUUUUUGUGAAUAUGAAUCUGAAUAAAAAAGGUGAAUGAAACAGUGGAACAGGCAUAUGAGUGUCUGAGAUUUUGUUGUGGCAUUUUCAAAUCCGUUAAAGAAGUGUUUACUCGCAAUACUUUGCUAUUAAACGCUAACUGAAUAGGCCAGUUAUUGUACCUUAUAAAAUGUGAAUGUCCUUAAUACUGUGAGAGUGUGUAGGCCUACUUAAAGGCUUCUAAAAUCUUUAUAGUUUUGUAUGUGAUGUUGAGGUUUUUCUUGAUUUUUUUUAAAGUUCUACACUUUCUGUAUGUUAAGUAUGUGCAGAGUACAGUUUCAUUGUUGGCAUUUUAGUUAAAAUUGUAAUUUGAGUAAUUCUGGUGUUAAUCUCUUGUGUUUGUGAUAAUAUGGAGCUGUUUUCGUAAGUCAA
This is a messenger RNA of Alosa sapidissima (American shad), 2633 nucleotides long. It is a transcript of the gene tacr3l, whose product is annotated as tachykinin receptor 3-like. Gene Ontology annotation, biological process: G protein-coupled receptor signaling pathway; positive regulation of flagellated sperm motility. Bases 354 to 1556 code for a protein of 400 amino acids. Gene Ontology annotation, molecular function: tachykinin receptor activity. NCBI's taxonomy places the organism in Eukaryota, Metazoa, Chordata, Actinopteri, Clupeiformes, Clupeidae. The record is from RefSeq and is a predicted model, not a curated record. The transcript has 5 exons. Gene Ontology annotation, cellular component: plasma membrane; sperm midpiece.